AUGAGCACCAAACGUCAAGCGACGAAAUCUUCACCGGCGGUUGAAUCUUUGCCAGACGAAGACGAUGACUUCCCACAACCUCCGAAAAAGUCCAACAACAAGUCUUACAAUCCGAGAACUUGGAUGGAAAAUCAGGCCCGACAAGCUUCAUUUCCUUCACCAACCGAGGGUGAGCUGAAACCAGCCACCCUCUUCAAGGGGUUGGACCCAUUCGUCAUUCAUGUCUGUGCCGAGUGUCGGAGCUUCAACUCCAAACGGGACACCCAGGAAUUGGCCCCAGGAAUGAUUCAACUUCCGCUCGCCCUCUGCGUUAUUUGUCGAGCACAUUUCGUUCAAAGUCGGUCACGUAAAUUUUACGAUUAUGAUAUCGUUCUUCUCAAAAAGAAACUCGAAAACGACCAACAGUCAAAGUGA
Messenger RNA from Caenorhabditis remanei, 414 nucleotides. RefSeq lists its product as uncharacterized. The transcript is spliced from 3 exons. The record is from RefSeq and is a predicted model, not a curated record. Bases 1 to 414 code for a protein of 137 amino acids. NCBI's taxonomy places the organism in Eukaryota, Metazoa, Nematoda, Chromadorea, Rhabditida, Rhabditidae.